Molecule: messenger RNA, 756 nt
Organism: Auxenochlorella protothecoides
Lineage: Eukaryota; Viridiplantae; Chlorophyta; Trebouxiophyceae; Chlorellales; Chlorellaceae
Product: Electron transfer flavoprotein subunit beta, mitochondrial
Exons: 5
Coding region: 1-756 (251 amino acids)
Cellular component (GO): cytosol
Molecular function (GO): electron transfer activity
Source: RefSeq, a predicted model, not a curated record
AUGCGCGUGCUCGUGGCAGUGAAGCGAGUCAUCGAUUACAAUGCCCGGGUCAGGGUAAAACCAGACAAGUCUGGCGUGGAUCUCAAGAAUGUAAAGAUGGGCAUGAACCCCUUCUGCGAGAUUGCGGUGGAAGAGGCGGUGAAGCUGAAGGAGGGCGGCUCCGCCAGCGAGGUCGUGGCGGUGACCAUCGGGCCCAAGGCGGCGGGGGACACGCUCCGUACCGCGCUGGCCAUGGGCGCUGACCGCGGCGUGCACGUGCUGGAGGACGGCGAGGUGCAGCCCCUGGCCGUUGCCAAGCUGCUGGCGGCGCUGACGAGGCGUGAGGAGGCCACGCUGUGCAUGCUGGGCAAGCAGGCCAUUGACGACGACUCCAACCAGACCGGCCAGGGCCUGGCGGGGCUGCUCGGCUGGCCGCAGGCGACCUUUGCCUCCAAGGUGGUUGUGGACAGGGAGGCAGGCAGGGCCAGCGUCACGCGGGAGGUGGACGGCGGCCUGGAGACGCUAUCGCUCAAGCUGCCAGCCGUGAUCACGGCCGACCUGCGCUUGAACGAGCCUCGGUACGCCACGCUGCCAAACAUAAUGAAGGCCAAGAAGAAAAAGGUCGACACGGUGACUGCACAGGAGCUGGGAGUAGACAUCACACCGCGGCUGAAGCUGGUGAAGGUGGAGGAGCCUGCCAAGCGCCAGGCAGGCGUCAUGCUGUCCUCCGUCAAGGAGCUGGUGGACCGGCUCAGGAACGAGGCCAAGGUCAUCUGA